AUGCUGGAGAGGGACGCCCGGCCCAAAGUCGAGCCCACCGAAUCCAUGAUCACACCUCCCGCCGAAGUCUUCACCGAGACCGUGCCCGGCCUCUAUCACCCGAGCCCGACGGAGCAGAUUGGCGACAGUGCAAAGUCCGGCGAUUCCAUGUCCUCGUGGGCGUCCCCGGAGACGUUCGUGCUGGGACCCGAGGCCUCGUCGCACCCGUUGCCAGCAGCGCCGCCGGGGGCUAGCUACGUUUGGGAUAGUAUCAACAACUCGUAUCAACACAGCUUACAUGCCUGCGACGCGAAUCAACUCUAUCGAUCGAAUGAGGUGGGACAAUUCCUUCGAGGUCGUCCUCUUGUUGUUCCUGUUCUCGUGUUGUUCCUCUUCUUCUCUUGCUUCUCCUUCUCCUUCUUCUCCUCCUUCUCUUUCUCCUCCUUCUCUUUCUUCUCCUUCCUCUCCUUCUCCUCCUGCGGGGACGCCAUCGUUAAUCCCGACAUGCAGUCUUUUCCCACGAUACCGGAGUACAUCGGGAGCUACCAGCCGGAACCGAUCGACCCGUACCUCAGCAACGGGCCGAGCGUCUCCCCCGUCUCGAUUGAGAUUGCACCGGAGUCAAGUCAGCAGUCCAAGACGGCUCGACGCCGGGCUCAGAACCGCGAGGCGCAGAGGUUGUACCGCGACCGCCAGCAGAACUGCAUCAAAGACCUGCGGACCCGGCUCGAAGACAGCGAGGCCGAACUGGCGCGGUUGCGGAAGGAGAACCAGAAGCUGCACGAGAAGCUGGGCUCCAUGAAGGGGGGGAUCAUGCAGCUGAUGGAAACGGUCGUCGACCCCGCCUCGGGCGCGGUCACGGAGAAGAAGGAGACCUGGACCGUCACCUCGGUCGAGGGAGAGGACUGCGACGCCGACUCGAACAUGCUCGACUCGGAGUAG
This is a messenger RNA of Drepanopeziza brunnea f. sp. 'multigermtubi' MB_m1, 921 nucleotides long. Lineage: Eukaryota; Fungi; Ascomycota; Leotiomycetes; Helotiales; Drepanopezizaceae. The record is from RefSeq and is a predicted model, not a curated record.